Molecule: messenger RNA, 2354 nt
Organism: Paramisgurnus dabryanus
Lineage: Eukaryota; Metazoa; Chordata; Actinopteri; Cypriniformes; Cobitidae
Product: interferon-inducible GTPase 5-like
Cellular component (GO): membrane
Molecular function (GO): GTP binding
Source: RefSeq, a predicted model, not a curated record
GAGAAAUCUCCAACAUUCUGGGAGGAAGCUGAUGAGCUGAAUUUUAAAUAAAUAAAAUAUCCUGAGAGGGGUGCCAAGUAGAACUGGGUUGGGAAACAGCUAUAUCGGUUGCUCGAGAAUUUCACAUCCUGAGGAAAACAAAGGUUUGCUUUUCUUGCUUCUCUUCUUGGACUAAUAAGUAAUUCUCUCUGGUCUCAAACAUAAAGAUGGCCACAUCUGAAGAGGAGCCUAUAAUAAUGGAGGAUGACUCAGAGGGACUUGAAGAAUCCAUAUUCACAAUGGGUCUUCCAUAUGUGCUAAACAAAAUCAAAAAUUACCUGAAACAGCAAAAUCUUGUAGAGCUUAAUAUUGGUGUGACAGGGGAGUCUGGAUCUGGAAAGUCCACCUUUGUCAAUGCUUUCAGGGGCUUAGGGGAUGAAGAUGAGGAUGCUGCCGUUACUGGUGUAGUGGAGACCACCAUGGAUCCUGAAGUUUUCCUUCACCCAAAAAGCAAAAAUGUAAAAGUGUGGGAUCUCCCUGCAAUAGGAACACCAAACUUUAAAGCCAGCGAGUUCCUUGAACAAGUCAAGUUUGAACGCUAUGAUUUUUUCAUCAUCAUUGCUUCAGAUCGAUUCAAAGAAUGUCACACCCAGCUGGCCAAAGAGAUCAUGGGAAAGGAGAAGUUGUUUUACUUUGUUCGGUCCAAGAUUGAUUGUAGCAUUACUACUGAAAAGAGAAAAACUACCUUAAAAAACCUUUUUGACCUUAAAAAGCUGGAUACCAUCCGGGAGGAUUGUAAAAAUGGGCUAAAAAUGUUUGGCAUUGAAAAUCCUGAUGUCUUCUUGAUGUCUGGUUGGGAGAUGGGCAAGUAUGAUUUCAAUCUGCUGCAGGAGAGGAUGGAGAAAGAGCUUCCACAGCAUAAGAGACACGUGCUGAUGUUGGCGUUGCCAAAUAUCACACUGGAGAUUAAUGAGAGAAAGAAGAAAGCUCUGGAGAAAAACAUACACAGAGUUGCCUUAAUAUCUGCUUGUGUGGCCGCGAUUCCUCUGCCUGGAUAUUCAGUUUCAGCAGAUGUAGCCGGCCUAGCAGAUGAGUUAAGAAAAUACUACAGUGCCUUCGGACUGGAUGAUCCAUCCCUGCAGAAGCUCUGCGAAAGAUCUGGGAAGACUGUAGAGGAGCUGAAGAGUCUGAUGAAGUCAUCUCUACAUAAUGGAAUAAACAGAAAGUUAAUAAUAUCCCUGCUGGGUACUGAAUCUAGUCUUAUAUUUAAAAGUGCUGUUAAUUUCGUUUUGGGCUUCUUCCCUAUUGUAGGCACUGUGGUGGCGGGGGGAAUGUCUUAUUCGACUGUCUUAAAUAUGCUGAAGAAAGUAUUAAAUGAGAUAGAAGAAGAUGCCAAGAACGUGCUAAUGGCGUGUGAAAUGUAAAUGCAUCAAUUAGACAGCUUGACAUAAAUAUCAACACAGAUAAAAGAUACCAGAAUUUAUAAUAAUUAAUUAAAGGUUUACACUUUUACAGUCUCAAUUAAUAGAAAAAUGCAGGCACACAAAUCUUUAUUUAUAGCAAUGAUUGUUUAUAACAAUAUCAGUAGCAGUUGUUGAAACAAAAUAAUUUCCUUACUCCUAAUACUAUUUGUAUGCUUAUAGUGAUCCGAGUCAGAAGUUGAACAUUAUUUUAGAGAACCACAAAAUGUAUGUAUAUUACACAAAUAUAUGGAGGCUUGAUCUCUUAUUUAGACUUCCUCAGAAAUCUUGUUAGAUAUCUACUGUAUAUGUCUUUUUGAUCGUGAAACCUUCUUUCUAAAUUGUGUUGGUGAUCAUUUUCAGAGGUUAUGAUCUGGGUCAAUGUAAGAUCAGCAAAAUUAUUCUUUGAUUUCAUAAUGCUACACCAAUAGAGAAAUGUUGCUAUAUGUGUAUAUACUUUAAAUUCUUCUUCAGAAUGCUUUUGGUUUCACAGACAGCUAUGGCACUUUGUAAACACAUAUCCUGGAAACUAUCCAUACAAUUUCAGGUCAGAAGUAUAUGUCCGAAGACUCAGUGCAAGUAGUCUAAGUGGAAGAAAAUAGCCAGAAAAGUGAACUAUAGCUUAACAUGACUUUUAAGCCUCAAAUACACAAGUUUCAUAAUUAUUGUCACAUCUGGUUUCAGAUUUUUAAUAAUUAUUUUCUCUUAUUUUAAUUUGGGUCAUAUUUAUCAAGAUUAGAAAAUAAUAAUUAUUUGUAUUAAAAUAAUAUAAGACUAACAGAAAAUACUACAGCUGCAAAAAAUGAGUGGUGACCGCAACAUCUAGUGGAAGAUUUGUGUAUAAUCACUGUUCUUUGUAUUGUUUUUAAUAUUUAAUUGUACAUUUUUAAAAAUUUAAAGCUGUAUUAAUGUAUU